Molecule: messenger RNA, 840 nt
Organism: Paraphaeosphaeria sporulosa
Lineage: Eukaryota; Fungi; Ascomycota; Dothideomycetes; Pleosporales; Didymosphaeriaceae
Exons: 3
Coding region: 1-840 (279 amino acids)
Molecular function (GO): RNA nuclease activity
Source: RefSeq, a predicted model, not a curated record
AUGUGUUUUUUAGUGUCUACGAGUCUCCCUGAAGCGGCAUUAUUGCGUAUUGAAUCAAUAAUCAUUGCUACCAAUUCAAACUUAGCCUUGCUGAUCGACGGGGACAAUGUUUCUCCAAGGAUAAUCGUUGGCCUGAUGGCAGAGAUCGCGAAUAUCGGGACAGCUAGCGUGCGACGCAUCUACGGCGACUGGACGAGCCCUCAUUUGAAGGGCUGGAAAGAGUGCCUACUAAAUCACUCCAUAACACCAAUGCAGCAGUUCGCGUAUACCACAGGCAAGAACGCAACCGACGGCGCUAUGAUUAUCGACGCAAUGGACCUUCUCUACACUGGCCGGUUCUCCGGUUUCUGCAUUGUAUCCAGCGACAGUGACUUCACGCGCCUUGCAGCGCGCAUCCGUGAGCAGGGCGUGACCGUGUACGGCUUCGGAAAGCGCACGACCAAUAACGCCUUCAUCAACGCCUGCGAUAAGUUCACGUACUUCGAUGUCCUCAACUGCCCUCCAGAUGAGCCAUCAUACAGUGGACCACAAUCUUCCCGGCCUCCACCCGUUAUGAUACAGAUGAAAUCGCCAACCAAGCGCCCGCUCGAUGAAUCAGGCCACACGGGCCUGGUUAUGGCGAUCAAGAGCGUUAGUGACAGUGACAACUGGGCGAACCUAGCAGAUGUUGGCAACUAUCUGAAGAAGCUAUCACCUGAUUUCGAUGCAUGUAAUUAUGGGUAUGAGAAGCUCAGGGAGCUCGUCGAAGCAUCAGGAAUUGCAGAUGUUAAGCGGAGGGAUAUGGGUAGCAAGCCUCCAGUGUUCCUAGUCCACCUUAGGGAGUCUACCCUGAAGCAAUGA